Molecule: messenger RNA, 3345 nt
Organism: Diplodia corticola
Lineage: Eukaryota; Fungi; Ascomycota; Dothideomycetes; Botryosphaeriales; Botryosphaeriaceae
Exons: 1
Coding region: 1-3345 (1114 amino acids)
Source: RefSeq, a predicted model, not a curated record
AUGCCGUCAGCUCGACCCCAGGACGCCUAUUCGCUGCUGGAGCAAUCCUUUAACCAUUCUCCCCAGCUUCGUUCCCACAGGCAGCUCCCGCGUCGCCGCGACGACCGCCAAGUCGUCUUCCCUGCCGCCGCGCCUGUCCGUCCGGCUUCGUACCAUGACGAUGACACCUCGACCCAGUUCAGCUCCGCCAAUUCCACUCCGCUAGCUUCUCCACUUCCUCUUCCACCACUGGUAACCGGACACGACAACGGCUUGCCGCCCACCCCGCCCUCCGCCGUGAGCGACGGCCUGAGGCGGGACGCCUCGAGCACUCCCCGCUUUGCCGACGGCGUCAUGGCCACCCUACUUUCCAAGCAGCCCUCGACCCGGACCCCCAUAAACCAGCGAAGCCCCCCGACGCCUGAUCCAAGUCCCCCCCGAUCUGUGCGCUCCGGUCAGAAGACACACCCCCCUCCAACCAUCCGCUACCCGUCAUCUCGCGCCGACUCCUUCACCACGGCCCGAAGCCAUCUGGAGUCAGAGGACAGCGAAUCGCAGGCCUCGUUCCACGACGCCCUGACCCCGACACAAAACGGCGCCGAGCACGCGAGGGAGUUGAGACAGAGGUAUGACGGGCUGGGAUUGGCCUUUGAGAGCGAAGCAGGGGACGUGACACCCACGGAACGCAACCCGUCCGGGCUGCCGGGCUAUAAGGAUCCCCCCUCGUUAGCCGGCACGUGGGAGCCGAGAAACGGAGGCCAUGACCAAACAUCAGAUCUGGAGUGGGACACUAAUUUCAUGAGGAAUGUGGCAGUGCGGCAUAAACGGCGGGAACGGCCCCCCAAGACCCCGCCUGAGCAGACUUCUCCCCGGGACUCUGGUCUCGACCUUUCACCCAUCUCCAUCAUGAAGAGAGGCCAAGUUCCUGAUGACCGAGCUGGCGAUAUCAAAAGACACGCCCGAAUCCCAACAUUGGACAAGUUUGCCCAAGACAUCGGUUGGCCACAUGACGCAAAUGCUUCGCCCAAGACCGACUCCAAGCGUUUUUCGACCGCCUCCAGUACGUCGACCGUCGUGGAAGCCGUUGUGGUAGCCACGUCGCCCGAGUGCCACCGCCGGCUUCGUCAUGCUGGCAAGAACCUGGCUCUGCGUCAGAGCAGCGACACGACGUUUGAGCGCCGCUCACCGGGCCGCUCACCGGGCCGCUCGCACCGGGCAUCCCUUCUCUCAAAUGGCGGCAGCACGCCCCAUCGCUUGGUUCACCAUAAGGAGAAAAUCCCGGAGCGUAGAAAUCGCGACAGUAUUGAUUCUGCCUUUUCAUGUGUCAGCACUGACGCACCCGCACCUGAGCCGCGGCAGCGGCAUGAUAGCAUUCCGGUACUAUUGUUCCCCAUGUCCCCCGAGGAUUCCCCCAAGGCCGUAGAGACGCCUCGCAGGCUGCAAGUCAAAUUUCGCUCGCUUACAGAUACUCGACAGUCACAGGCUCGCGUCUCACCGGUGCCCGAUAGUGCCCAGUUCCAUGUAGAAUCACCGCGCCGUGUCCACAGGAAGUCGUCUGUUGGCAGCUCGUCAAUCGUCUCGAAAGCUUCCAGCAAAGUGCCCGAGGACUGGCCACUUCCCCGUGAAGGCAUCCGGAAUUUCACAGCGCCCGCGGUCAUGACAUCGAAGGGCACUACUGUCACCUUGUCGCGCGCAGGCAAUUCGCCUCAGAGGGAAGCCAGCUUCAGGAGAAAAGUCGACGUUACGCCGCCUCCGGUUCCUCCCAAAGAGCCGUUGUCGUUGGCGACUCCUCCGCUGUCGCCAACGGACCGCAUAUCUUCACCGCCUGCUACGACAGAAGUCCAAAAGAUGCUCCAGGGAAAGCGUCCGAUCGACAUGAUGACAACACGUCAAAGCUCCGACCAUACUUCUACCUGGACUGAAGAGAUUCCCCGCGGAUCAAGCCUUGAUAGGAGCAUGUCUGGCGAUCGCGCACACUUGAAUGCAGAGUCGCCCAUGCUAAUCUAUAGCGGCCGGACAAGCCUGGAUCGCACCCGCCAUCACAAUACCACAACUCCCUUCUCCCAGAUGUCUGACACCAGCGGGCUCGAGAUCAGUGAGGCCACGGCUGUCAGCAUAUACCCUCACAACAACCACUCGCUGCUGGUGGUUCAACAGGUGGCGCAAACUGACUCGACUUCCAACUCGAACUCGUCCACCACCUAUCAUACCACGCCAUCGCACCGACGUUCUGUGUCGUCACCACCACUCGGACGCGAGCUCUCUCCCCCCGUGCUUACGUUCAACCCCGCCACUCCGCCUCAACAGAUGAUCGAAGACUUUGGUGCCGCCUGCAACGGAGCCGUGGAUUCGCCUCUGAAGAACCCACGCAAGCCUCCAGAGCCGCCAGCUUUCAAGAUCAUUCCACCCACCCCAGCCUCGGAGCUCGAGCGCGAUCCCAUGAGUGAGAGCGCAAUGGUGGGCAGUUCUUCGCGUCCAAAGCGUCGCCAGACUCUUGCCAAGCGUGCGCGACGUUACUCGGACACCAUCCUGAACCCGAUCCUUGCAAGGACAACCUCCGUUGCCAAGCGCAACCCUAAAGGACAGGUGAAUACAGCGGCAGGCUCCAAGCAGGCGAAGGACACCAACCUGCACCCUCUUUGGAGACCGCGGGGAUUCUGGGAUGAUUUCGAUUCGGACAGUGAGGAUGAGUGGGACGAGCAAUACGGUCACGAGUCUAACCGCCUACCGCGUGGCGGAGACACCAGUAAUGUUGGUGAAGAGGAGCUGGAGCGACAAAAGCGCAAGAUCGGAGCCUUAGGUCGCAGGCUGACCAACGGGUUCAAAGGCUCGGGCGGCUUCCUCAUUGGCAACAGCCUUGGAAUGGAGCGUCAUGGCAGCAACGCCCGCAGACAUUACGUCAACGUGGGCGGAAUUCCAAGCAAGACGAGUGGGCUCUUGUCGAAGCCACUCGCGCUGGGGAAGAGGUUCGGUGGCAGUAGCGGCCGUGUGGAGAAGCAGAUCUCGAGUUACUCCCUGCGUAGGGUCGCGGCCAACGAUGUCAGUCUUCACCAUGCUGCGACUAGCCCAGCUGGCAGUGGAGUCAGUCGGGUAUCGUCGCGUUUCUCCACCAGCACCGUCGGUGGUGAUAGCGAUGAGGAGCGUGGCUGGGGUAGAGGCAGCAGCAGCCGUUCUCGUUCAGGCAGUUCGCAGCGGCCGAGAACGAAACGCGAUUUCAACGUACCCGGCACACGAUGGAAUGUUGAGUACGUUGGCAUUAGCGGUGUGAGGGAGAAGCUCGCGGAAAGAAGGAGGGAGAAGAAGAGAAACGAACUGAGGAGCAAGAUUGGUCCCAAGUUCUACGUCAAGAGCACGAGCAUUGUCUGA